Bactrocera latifrons is the source of this 5135-nucleotide messenger RNA. RefSeq names its product tyrosine-protein kinase Drl (gene drl). Gene Ontology annotation, molecular function: protein kinase activity; ATP binding. Gene Ontology annotation, cellular component: signaling receptor complex. The transcript is spliced from 4 exons. Lineage: Eukaryota; Metazoa; Arthropoda; Insecta; Diptera; Tephritidae. Gene Ontology annotation, biological process: positive regulation of kinase activity; protein phosphorylation; multicellular organism development. The record is from RefSeq and is a predicted model, not a curated record. Bases 631 to 2511 code for a protein of 626 amino acids.
CACUGUGGUGGCCUGCGCUGCGUGCGUUCUGUCGUUGCAUGUCGGUCUAAUKCGAUUUGUUUGUUUACCCAGUUGACAGUUCCUGGAAAAUCGUCACGGUGAACGUAUCUUAGCUCUUGUGCGGAAAAAUUGUGUAUUCCAGUGAUGAUGCGUGUGUAAACGUACGUGCGAAAUUUCAACACACGUACAACAAAUAUCAUGGAGCUGAUAGGCACACAUUCAGCGCACUUUUAAAAGUGCAACGGGAGAAGCUCCACUUUUAGAGUGAACUAAAAUAAAUAAAAAAUUCUUUGUAUCUAUGAAUGCGCAUAGUUUGAAAUUGGUUGGCCGUGCACGCAUUCCCGGCACAAACACUAUYCCCAAAAUAAAUACAUACAUAUGUAUAAUAUGGAAAUAAAAUGUUAAAAUUUCAAAAGCGUUUCAAUUUCCAAAAUAGUGGUAAAUAAACAUAAAAGUGAAUUUAAAACGGUGAUAAUUGUGCAAAGUAUAGAAAGAAAAAAAUAAUAAUAAAAUAUCCACUUUUGUAUGCGUGUUUAUGGUUAUAUGUGUAGCAACAAAUAAACAGUUAUUUGUAAAUAUAAUUGUACAAAACAGUUCAAAGUGCUCCAAUAAAAAGGAGUUAAAAGAAAAAUGUCAUUUUCAACUAACUUAACCUUUACGUUUGGAUUAUUUAUAUUCUGCGGUGCGCUGGUGCAUUGUCACCUCAAUGUUUACCUCAACCUGCACGAGGUGAUGCGAUUAAUAGGUGUCUCGGCUGAGUUGUAUUAUGUGAGGGAUGGCCAGGUUAACGAUUAUGCGCUUAAUUUUGCCGUUCCUGUGCCGGCGAACGUCAACGAGAUCUCCUUUACGUGGCAGAGUCUAGCCCAUCAUCCGCUCCCAUACAGUGUCAACAUUAUUACAUCAGAGCCAUUCGUACUGCCACGGCCAAUGUUGAAUAUUUCACGCAUCGGCGAAAUUCCGCUGGAGCCACAAACUUUCGCUGUCAGUUUAAAAUGCUCUGGCACACGAGACGCCGAAGUUGAGGUCACCAUCGCCAUCGAAAUAAUACUGGAUCGAAAGACGAAUAACAUAACAGAUUUGAUGUUCAAACGCAAAAAAAUUUGUCUUGCAGGCCCACAGGAAGACGGACGCCAUGCGAAUAUCGGUAGUGGUGUUGGCAAUUCGAACAAACAUAUUAACCAACCGAUAGAGGGUAUUUUGGAAGAUGUUACUGGUGGUCAUGUAGUGCAUGAAAACGAGGGGAUUAAGUUCAGUGAGGACGGCAUAAGUCCACAUGCAACUAGUAGUGAUGAAGAGCAUAUGAGGGAUGAAAAUUUGUUGGGCGGUGGUCGUUUGAGCGGUCCAGGCACUAUUUUGCACGAUUUUGAUCCCAUGCUAAAGGAGACACUUGCGCCACCCACCAGCGGUGUAACCACACUCAUAAUUGGCGGUAUACUGGCACUGAUACUGGUCGUUACACUAAUUGUAAUUGCUUACUGCGCUAAGGGACCAACGAAGCGGCAAAAUCACGGGGUACAUCUGAUUAAAACAUCGAGCUUUCAGCGCUUACCUACAAUAUCAUCGACAGCUCACAAUUCCAUCUAUGUUUGUCCCUCUGUUAUCACGCCCACUUAUGCAACACUCACACGACCUUUCCGAGAGUACGAACAGGAACCGGAGGAAUUUAAUCGUCGUCUGAGUGAAUUGACUGUACAAAAGUGUCGUGUUCGAUUAUCAAGUUUGGUGCAAGAGGGCACAUAUGGCCGCAUCUAUAAGGGUACUUACAAUGACAGCCAAGAGGUACUGGUGAAAACUGUCGCUCAACAUGCCAGUCAAAUCCAAGUGUCGCUUUUGCUGCAAGAAGGUAUGAUGCUAUACAAUGCGGCACAUCCCAACGUACUCUCUGUCUUAGGCGUUACAAUCGAGGAUUUUACCACACCAUUUUUGCUCUAUCCAGCGGCCAAGAAUACACGAAAUUUGAAGCUGUUCUUACAAGAACCAGCAUUUGCGAGAAGCGUUACCACCAUCCAGACAGUGCUAAUGUCCUCGCAACUGGCAAUGGCCAUGGAACACUUACAUAAUCACGGUGUAAUCCAUAAGGAUGUUGCGGCCAGGAACUGUGUUAUCGAUGACCAACUGCGCGUCAAACUUACCGAUAGUUCGUUGAGUCGUGAUUUAUUCUCAGGCGAUUAUAAUUGCUUAGGCGAUGGUGAAAAUCGGCCCAUUAAAUGGAUGUCACUUGAGACUAUACAACAGAAGCACUACAACGAGGGUAGCGAYGUGUGGUCCUUCGGUGUUCUAAUGUGGGAGAUGUGCACACUAGGUAAACUACCUUACGCCGAGAUCGACCCAUAUGAAAUGGAGCAUUACUUGAAGGAUGGCUACCGUCUGGCACAACCCUAUAACUGUCCAGAUGAAUUAUUCACCAUUAUGGCCUACUGCUGGGCAGUAUUACCGACUGAACGUCCCUCAUUUAGCCAAUUGCAAAUAUGCCUUUCUGAGUUCCAYACGCAAAUCACAAGAUAUGUCUAAGAUUCUGAGGUAAACUGGAAUAGGUAGACUUCAUAAUGUAAAAAUUGSCGUUGUUGUACAUAAAUAGAAGUGAAGAGUUCUUCAUAUGAACGUAUUACAACCCUAAGAACCCAAAGACAGAUAAUUAAGUGAAAAGUAGAUAUAUUCUUACGCAUGUACACAUAUGUAUGUAUAUGCACCUAUAUGUAUAURGAAGCAGGUCAAUACUCUAUAAGAGGUAUUUUUAGACAUGUGGUUUUCAAAAAGAAUGCAACACAUUCAAUUUUCUAUACCGUUAUGGCCAAGAAUUUAGUUUUAUUAAAAAUACUUGUAUAAGUGUUUGCCAUUAUAUUUUAAAUAUGAUUUCARGCAAGUGACCGCCGCGGUUGGCUCAAAGAAAUUGCAGCCGAGAGGCCAAACUUCCGACUAUCUUUUGAAGCAGGUCGUAUGUUAGCAAUAACGUAUCGAAUAUUCUCUUCCAAGGCGUCACAUAUUUUGACCAGGAUCCCUACUUUUGUGCAUCACCUCACGAAAGCUUUACUUCGAUGAUUAUUAUUUUUUAUUAUUUUCAAUAUAAAUAAUGGUUGUGUAAAUGUAAAAUAAAAAACAACCAAAAUGAUUUUAUUUAAUAUUUAUCAAUAUUGUUGCCAUCUUUAUCUGUUACUAGGAUACUUUUGAACUUCAGCAACACCAUCAUCGUAAUCYUCAUCAGUAUCACAGCCCUUAAUUAUACAUUCAUCACAUAUGAUUGAGUCAACAAAUUGAUUUGGUAAAUUUUAAAUGUUCUUUUUUUUGGCAAUCUUCACAUUCUUGAAAUAAUGGGAUAUGAAAUUAACAAAAGACAAUUCAGAAUCAUGUUUUGAUUUACAUUUUCUUCAAUGAAAUUCCCGAUAUUUUUAUAGAUUUUUUGUUUCCUCCUUGUUGGCCAAUAUGCAAAAGARAUUUUUCGAUAAUUUCUGGUCCGUGUAUGAAACAUAUAUUAUAUUAUACAAAGUCGGGAGAAUGUUUUACGAUGGAUAUGACUUAACAAAAGUGUUGCUUUAUGUUCAAGUGUCAAAAUUUCUUGUUAUUGAGAUCAUACCCAUUAGACACUAGAAUUAAUAGUAUAUGCUUUUAAUUUAUUAAAUUUAAAUUUAUUAAGGUUAUUUAACAUGCUUUUCUGCGGGGUAAGAAAAAAACUUAUGGCGGUAUUACCGUUGUUUGAAUUCAACUAUUAACCCUAAAGUAUCGUUUAAAGUUGCUUCUGAAUUUUUUUAUGGACCUUAUUUCAUUKUUUCUUUUACUCAAAAUCAAUAUUAGCUCUUAUUUUUAUUUUUGUUKUUAAUCCAUUCGAGAAAUGAGCCCCACUGUGCCUCAAUCGUCUUGAGUUAAUCUGCCUAUCAAACGACUCCACAUAACCCGCACAAAAAAUAAUCCAACGGUGUAAAAUCUCGUCUUGUUGGAACUAAAGGUCGUGUACAUCAACAUUCUCCAAUUUAGGCACGAAAAAGUCAUUAAUCAAAACAGCUAUUCCCCAUUGGCUGAAAUAUUAUGGUUGGUUUCAAUUCUGAAGAACUAUGGAUCAAUUAUAGCCUCUGGCCAUAGAGUGACUUUUUGACGAUUUAUCGGUGUCACAAAAAUACCUUGUGGAUUAUUAUCUAUAAUAAUGCGACAAUUGUGAUUCCAUUCAACCAAAAGUGUGCGUCAUCGCUGAAAUUUUUUUGCGUCGCGUGAAUCGAAUUACUAAUUUGGUAAUACAUUUGCACGAUUUGCAAACGUUGUUCCGGAGUAAAUCGGUUCAUUAUCAUAUUUAUAAUUCGAACAUCUGUCUACAAUGUCAACUCCGAGAAAUGUAUUUCCUCAUUGAACCACACGUCUAAAAACAUCCGUUACAUAUACAUAGGUGCAUAUGUAUAACAUACAUAUAUGUAUUAUUGUGUGGGUAAAAAGUAGAUGAUAAGAGAUCAGACAGGAUGUUUUUAUACUUGAGUUUUAUUGCUUUAAAAUUUUAAAGAAAUUUGUAGAAAUUUAUUAAUGAAAAGAAAACCAAAUUGUAUAAUAAACGAAUGGUAACUCAGAAGUGCCAAAUAUGAGUUUCAGGAAACAGUAAGUAUAAUUGUUCGUCGUGCAAGCUGUAGUUUAUUAAGCUUUAAACAAACAAACUUAGAAAAAAUGUUGAAUAUAUCACACUCGCUGUCCUCGACGACGGUCAGCGUUCAACAAACUCUUAAUUUUAAGUAGUAUAUACCUCUGUAUAUAUGUAUAGUAUGUAUGUGAGUACUUAAGUAGGGGUCCGUGUUUAAGCGUUUGAUGUAAAUGUGGAAGUUSUUAGGUGACGACAGUUUAAUAUCUAUAAGCUCGUAAGACCAUAAUUCUCAAGUGCAUAAUUAGUAUAUGAAAUGAAUGUGCAUACACCUAACUGUAAUCUAUAUAGUCUAGACGUACAUAUACAUACGAGUAUGUAAACUUACAGGUAUAUUUAGUUAGUGUUCUCCCCCCACUCAGGUCUAGCUCUUAUCCCGUGUAUUGCAUUCAUAUUUAUACAAUAUUUUUAAGUUUUAAUUUACACUCUCGUUUCCUACAAUAAGCGAGUUCUCAACCUGUAGUUGCUAAUCUGAACUUUAACUGAAACGAAAUAAACGUCCAAAAAUCGAUUAUUUUUAAAA